CAUCAACAAGAGUUCCGACGACUUCACACAUCACCAUACUCAGGAGCUCGGAGGCGCCGGCCGCAUCACGCAGCUCGACUUGACCCCAUCACCAGAGAAUGAUCCGAUAAUGAAGAACGCUCGAACUCGGUAGCCAGCAGCCUAGGAUCCUCGAAUUACACAAUGGCCAACCGUUAUGGCCAGUCGUACCGCAACGGCGGCAACUAUGGAGGUGGUGGUGGAGGAGGAGGAGGAGGAGGAGGUUACGGCAAUCUCAGUCGCCAGGACGAAGAGUAUGACCCAUACGGAGAGGGAUAUGGCAGCGACCGGUUCGCGCCGCCACCACGUCAGGCGGUGAACCAAAGCGCAGCUCCAAACUCAAAUUCAGACUCGGUCCAGUCUCGCUCCCGACAACCACCUCCGCCCUCACUCCGUAAUGGGCCACCACCACGAUCUGCCCAGCGCAACGAACGCGCCAUGCAGCGAUCCGCCCCAGAGACCAACGCCGAGCGCGAGAUGGGGAGGGUGCUCGAGCUGAUCAAGCAGGAAUGGCCAGCCAUGCUGGAGAACGACUGCAUCCCCGUACAGCUGGCACUACAGCUGCUCGACACCAGCUCGGUCGGCCGCGCCCACGAAUAUCGCAACUUUCGCCAAACGCACCAGUAUCUGCAAGACUCGCUCAAGAAGAUUGUCCACGAGUACCACCAGGGCUUCAACAGCUCCAUCGGAACCUUCCACAAGAUUCAGGGCAGCAUCCAGGCCUCGCAGAAAAAGGUGCGCUCCUUGAAGGAGUCUCUAGCCACAUCAAAAACGGCUCUAUGUGCGACAGACCCGGAACUGAAAAAGCUACACGCGACAUCUCGCAUGUAUGACGAUGUGCUACAGACAUUAAACGAGCUAGAUGAUUUGCGUACGGUACCGGAUCAGUUGGAAGCCAGAAUAUCCGAGAAGCGCUUCCUCACGGCCGUCGAAGUGUUGCAAAAUGCGUUGCGCAAACUAACGAAACCAGAAUUGGACGGGAUUGGGGCGCUGAGUGACUUGCGCAGCUAUCUUGGCAACCAGGAGACGGCACUGAUGGAAAUCUUGGUCGAGGAACUGCACGAACAUCUCUACUUGAAAUCCCCCUACUGCCAGGAGCGGUGGCAGAAUCUCACCAAACAUCAUGGAGCUAUGAACGAGGUAUUCCAGGAUACUUCCAAUCUUGCCCCAUUUCAUAUCAUUUUCGAGUCCAUCGAUUGGGACCGGUCUGUGGCUGAGGAUCCCCAAAAGAAUCCCGAGGCCGAUACUUUCUACUAUAUUACGCUCUUGGUUGAAUCUUUGAACAGAUUGGGCAGGUUAGAAACUGCCGUCGAUAUGUUGAAGCAACGACUGCCUGUUGAGCUCUUUGCUGUUGUCAACGAGACGAUCAACGAUAUUGACCAGAAGCAUCCUAGCUCAUUACGUGGUGGAUCGAACGGCUCUAACGGGUUACAUAUAUAUGGCCAGCGGGAGACCCAGAUGAGGGCAGAUGUCAUCUAUGACCUGCUCUGGACUCUCUAUGGCAAAUUCGAGGCGAUCGCCGAAGGCCACCGUGUGUUCCACGAGUCGAUCAAGUCCCUCAUCCGACGUGAGGGAGCCGGCAACAAUAUUGCUCUUCUGGGAAGUUUCAAGGAACUGUGGAAUCUCUACCAGAACGAAAUCCGCUCGCUGUUACACAACUAUGUCACUACCGACGCUGAUGUGUACCAGUUCCGCUCGUCACCGAGACCAGGCGGUGGUUUGAAUGGCCAUAUGGACGCCAGGGAACACCUCUUCAAGUUCUCGGAAGCGGACGCUAAGUCGGCGGAGAUGACGGCCGAGUAUGAAGCACUGGAUAAUAUUAUUCAGAAUGCUGUCCCUGGUUUGACUUCCAAUUCUGGAAAAAACAGCAAGAAGUCCGCAUUGGUGGUGCCACGGUCGGAUGCUGCGGCGACAAGGAAGAGCUUGGGGGCUGGGUAUGGCAGAGAGCAGAGCAGUGGGACAUACAAGUCGCUUGUUGAGCCGAGUGUCUUCAACAUGAGCCUACUGUUGCCACCGACGCUUGUCUUUUUGCAGCGUCUGAAAAGCAUCGUACCCCCUGGAUCUGACCUGGCGACGAGCACGUUGACGUCUUUUCUGGACAACUUCCUUGUCAACGUAUUCCAGCCUCAACUUGAUGAGACUCUUGGCAAGCUCAGUGAUACCGUCUUUGGGGAGGCGGAUGCUUUCUUGCAAGACUCGGAAUGGGCCCAUGUCGCCAAGAGACCUAUUUUCAAGGGGACAACCGCCUUCUUUACGGUCAUCACAGCCUUCUGCCGCAUGCUGGGUACGAUCCCACAUGAUCAGGCUCUCAGCUCACUGAUCAUCACUCAGAUGUUGAGAUACUACGACCGCUGCUUCAACUGGUACAAAGCUCUCGUCACCAAAACCCAAGAAGAAGCAUCCACUUCCGAAGAACUCCGUGCCUCGGCAGUCAUGGCACUGGAACCUAGUGAGAUUCACGACACGGUGAUGAGCCUCUGGAAGGCAGAGACUUCGGGAGCAACAGAAGAGUUCGAGGAGCUUCUCCGGAAAGAAGCGGGCUUGUUGAUUGCUAAAACGAACGAACAAAAGCUGGAGGCAAGCGAUAUCAUCCAGGACAGGGAUACGAUCUCGUCGCUGUGCCUGCUGUACACGAGCAUGAAGUGGCUCACGGUUAAGGUUAUGGGCCUGCGGCACAUCACGAAGAACGAGAACGACACGUCGACCAAGCCGUCGGCGGCGACGCUGCCGAAGCCGGAGAAGAAGAGGUGGACGUUGCUGAAUGACCCUAAUAAGGCCACGGCGGAGGAGGGGCCGGUGUACCUGCCUAUGACGCAGGAGACGGUGCAAUCCUUCGACAGCAUCCUAACUUCCUACGAGGAACUCGCCUCCAUAGCCCUCCGCACCCUUCACAUGGAGGUCCGCUGUCGGAUCGUCCACUCCCUCUCCCUCGCCCUUUCCCCUACCAUCACAGCACCCUACACCCUCGACCAAAUCGUCACGGAACCCGACCAAGAAAUCUUGUCCCUCAACGCGGAGAUGGUCGCCUACGAUGAAACCACCACCCGGUAUCUCCGCGAACGAGAAGUCCUCUUUAUCCGCCGUGGACUAGGUCUGUUGAUAAACGCCUAUCUCAUCAAGAUCGCGCCCGUGGUAUCCCACCCGAUGAACCUCAACGGCUGUGGGAGGAUGAAACUGAACGUGAGGGUGUUGCAGCAGAACCUGAAGAACAUUGAGGAAGGUGUGGACUUGGGGAGGGCGAUGGGGUAUUUUGAGUUGUUUGAGAAGGGGCCGGAUGCGAUUGUUGAGCGGGCGAAGCAGGAUGCUGGGCGGCAGCAGGGGGGGGGGAGUAGCGAGGAGGGGGGGAAGAAGGGGGAGGGGUAUAGCUAUGAUGAGCUGAAGGCGCUGCUGGAGCUGUGCUAUAGUGAGCAGCUGGCUGAUCGGGAGAGGGGGGUGGCGGCGCAGGCGAAGAGGCAGUUGGGGGAGAGGUUGUUGGGGUUGAGUGAGUAUAUGUGGCAGCAAUAGUUUUUAGAGGGGGGUGUUUAAAUCUUUUUGGGGGGUUAUGGUAUGAUAGGAAUGAGAAAUGGUUGAAAUGUGAGCGGUGGUGUGUUUACUUGGUGAUGGGUUUGAGAGGUGCUGUGGCAUUCUGUUCUGUGCAGUUGAGUAUUUUACUCCAGGAAGAGAACCCUUAUCGGAGUAUGAUUCGCUGGUAUAGAGCACGAAAUAUGUUGCUAAGUGCCUCCUUCAGACUUACAAGUUUUUCAGGUAAGGUUAUGAGGACUUGAUAGGAAUCCUACAGCGAGGACUAGUGUGUGGCUCUGUCUCAGCCUUCACAUCAACCUGACAGUGGAUCAACUUGUAAUAUCGGCGGGCUACUUACGCAAAACCCUGUGUCUUCGAUAAGACAUGAGGAGCUGUGUCUUAGCAGCUCUUGUCUGA
Podospora pseudopauciseta is the source of this 3936-nucleotide messenger RNA. RefSeq names its product exocyst subunit (gene SEC8). The coding region runs from base 163 to 3522 and encodes 1119 amino acids. Gene Ontology annotation, biological process: Golgi to plasma membrane transport; exocytosis. The transcript has 2 exons. The record is from RefSeq and is a predicted model, not a curated record. Gene Ontology annotation, cellular component: exocyst. Lineage: Eukaryota; Fungi; Ascomycota; Sordariomycetes; Sordariales; Podosporaceae.